Molecule: messenger RNA, 1110 nt
Organism: Python bivittatus (Burmese python)
Lineage: Eukaryota; Metazoa; Chordata; Lepidosauria; Squamata; Pythonidae
Product: aquaporin-5-like
Biological process (GO): water transport; transmembrane transport; carbon dioxide transport
Cellular component (GO): plasma membrane; apical plasma membrane
Molecular function (GO): water channel activity
Source: RefSeq, a predicted model, not a curated record
AUGGCUACUACUGCUGAAAGACGAUCAGAGGUUCUGAGCCCAAGGUUUGCCUGGGCUAUUCUAAGUGAAUUUGUAGCCACUGCAAUCUUUCUUUGUAUUGCCUUGGGCUCAUCCUUCAACUGGCCUUUGGAGCAGCCUAGCGUCCUCCAGAUCUCUUUGGCUUUUGGACUAACCAUCACAACCUUGGUUCAUAUAUUUGGUCAUAUCAGUGGUGCGCAUAUGAACCCAGUUGUCAGCCUUGCCUACUUUGUCGGGAACCAGAUCUCCAUCAUCCGCUUCGUAUUUUAUGUGAUCCUACAGCUGCUGGGAGCUCUUGCUGGUGCAGGAAUCAUCUAUGCGGUGACACCCAUAGACAUCCGCAGAACGCUAUUCUCCAAUGAUGUCUCCAAAGACAUAUCCUCAGGUCAAGCCCUUGUGGUGGAGAUCAUUCUCACCUUUUCUGUGGUUAUGUGCAUCUUUUCUGUUACUGAUAAGCGCAGGUGUGAGAGCAGGGGCAAUUCGGCAUUGUCUAUCGGCUUGGCUGUCUCCAUGGCUCACCUUGUUGGGAUUUAUUAUACUGGCUGCUCCAUAAAUCCAGCAAGAUCCUUUGCCCCUGCUGUCAUACUGGGAACAUUCAGUCAGUGUCACUGGGUCUUCUGGAUGGGACCUACCGUAGGCGCUCUCUUGGCUGCUGUAGUUUACAACUAUAUUCUACUCCCCCAGAGACUGAGCAGGGAGGAGAGACUGGCUAUUUUUAAAGGUUACUGUGUUCCUGAAGGAGAUCUGCAAUACCCACCAAGAAAUAGGAAUGAAACACAGUGGGAAAAUGAGAGGACUGACCUGGAGUGCAUUAAUGGGAUCUGGAUGGUCAUGGAGAUUGGGGUUUCCCCUUUCAGAGAUGUGCCUAUCUUGGUUUUGGGUACAGCAUCAGGCAGGAACUUGGGUGGAGCAGCUAUUUGGGAUAUACCACUGAUGCCUAAGGAGGAUUUCCAGAAGGAGCUUGGGGUUGUUCCUGAAGGUCUGAUGCACAGACCAACCAAGGCCGUCAUCACCACUUGGAAUGAGAGGGCAGAGAAAGUAGAGAAGGUGGUCACACUGCAAUUUCAGAGAAACCUGGAGGAAACAGAUUAA